UUCGGUGGCUAGCCGUAUGCGGCUACAAGACUACCCCAAUGAUUCCCCAGGAUCGUCCAAGACACUGCAAACUCUUCGUCCAUUGAGAAAAAGGCUUGAAAAAUGAUCGAACCAGCGGCCACACCGACAGCCCGUUUGACGUCACUGACCGGACGUGUUAUGCAGGGUGUAGAACCGUUAUGGGGCUCUGCGGUAGUGCGCGAUCCGACGGGUGAUCUUCGCCACUUUGGGCGUAGUUCCUCUCGGCCUUGCCCCAGAAAUCGGGCAUGGUCACAUGACAAUACCCGAGAAACGAUCGACAUGUGCGCUUCUGCCGUCCAACUUCACCAACGCAACUACAAGUUUAUCAGUGCCGCCCCGUACCACGGCUACGAUGUUAUGCAUGCCGGUAGGAGGAGCGAUGAACGCCCUGGCGGCACGGCGAGCCUCAAGUGGAAGGAACAUGCGCUUAAGUCGGCAGCGAACAUACAAGUGGAGCCUGGAAGAUACGUGCGGAACGAGUGUGUCGAUCUUCGGCGCAAAAGGAGCCUCAAAACUUGGCGCACAUUUGGCAUCGCGUAUGUUGCCAUGUGGAAACAUACGACUGCAUCUUAUCUACCGUCAGCCUGCACCGAAGCGCCAACGAUAGCUAAGCGAUCGCAAUUGCCAAUGAGUUGCCAGCCUCCUCGCUGUCCAACAUGUUGGCCCCUACCCUAACAACCCGUAAGUGGAGAAUUCGGCAACUCCUCUCCGCAAUCAAUCACAGUACUCUCAACAUUUCUUGCACCACCAGUUUCUACACCGACUUCUCAUUCCUUCCGGCAUAGCAAUGGCAGCACGCCUGAUAUGUACUCUCUGGAGAUUCAUCUCGCAUGAUACGGGCCUCCACUCGCAAAAUGCUGUUCUCUCAACCCUUUGCUGUCAACCAGACUUACCAUUCCCCAGGUUUCCUAGGUUUGUCUUGACCCACUGUUCAUCUCCG
Paraphaeosphaeria sporulosa is the source of this 961-nucleotide messenger RNA. RefSeq lists its product as uncharacterized. The record is from RefSeq and is a predicted model, not a curated record. NCBI's taxonomy places the organism in Eukaryota, Fungi, Ascomycota, Dothideomycetes, Pleosporales, Didymosphaeriaceae. The transcript has a single exon. Bases 103 to 696 code for a protein of 197 amino acids.